CAAGUGCAAGUCAUUCUCAGCACAAACUGCAUUUCUCUUUUGCUGGUGUUACAAACAAAGUAUUCAAAAAAUAAGAUGAAGAUGGUGACUAUGGGCCUGUUGCUUCUCCUGUCUCUGGCCUCAUGCAGUGACAGUAAAGUGUUUUUGUUCCCUGUGGAGUCCAGCUCUUCCUAUGUGUAUCUCAUUCCAAAGAAACCUCUGAAUUUGCAGGCCUUCACUCUCUGCAUGCGUGUUGCCACUGAAAUCUGGGGCAAUCGAGAGACCAUCCUGUUUGCUUAUCGUACUCAAGAUGCUGACGAGCUCAAUGUGUGGAGAGAAAAAGAUGGAAGACUAUCUCUUUACCUGAGAAGCAGUAAGCGUGGUGCUUUAUUUGCUCUACCGAUGCUGUCCACUUUAUCCACUCACCUGUGUGUCACCUGGGAAUCCAGAACUGGAACCACCACAUUUUGGGUGGAUGGACACCGUAGCUUGCCGAAAAUCUACGGACGUGGCCAUUAUGUACAUCCAAAUGGAGCUGUAAUUAUUGGACAGGAUCCUGAUUCAUAUUUGGGUGGCUUUAGCAAGAGUCAGAGCUUCGUGGGUGAAAUUACAGAUCUACACAUGUGGGAUACUGUGCUGAGGGCAGGUCAGAUUAAGAAGCUGUAUGAGAAACAAUACGAUGCUCCAACUGGGAAUGUGCUCAACUGGAAUUCUCUCCAGUACAGAAUCUAUGGGAAUGUGGUUGAGAAGUACAAGUCCGAGGCCUAGUUAAAAAAGUCUAGGUUUGUCUGAGACCUGAUUCUGAAUUUCUGUUCUUUGAUUUCCAUGUCUAAUAGAGUAUAUGACUAUUAUUCCUGACUAAUUAAUGUCUGUGAUUAAGAUAGAAAAUAUAUUUUUAGAGAAAUUCACAAUCUUAGUUGUCAGCUAGUUUUUGAUUUACCACCACAGAAAAAACAGACCAUUGGAGUGUUAAAUUCUGUUAGUUUUGCUUUUUCCUCUUUUCAAUUUUCAUUUUACUGUGAAACUUUAAUAUUAUGCAUCACAAAAACUGUUUUGUUGGAGGCAAUUUUGAAUAAAUCUGACAAAAUA
Messenger RNA from Pangasianodon hypophthalmus (striped catfish), 1068 nucleotides. RefSeq names its product pentraxin fusion protein. Lineage: Eukaryota; Metazoa; Chordata; Actinopteri; Siluriformes; Pangasiidae. The record is from RefSeq and is a predicted model, not a curated record. The coding region runs from base 76 to 747 and encodes 223 amino acids. The transcript has 3 exons.